CAAAACACAUCAGUUUCAGUUGAUGAGGAAAUCCAAAUAGGGUACGUUUACCUCCCAUAUGACAAUGAUGUCCUGGAUGACACUCUUCCAGUGGAGACUGCUGUAGUACAACCUCCAUCAAUAGGACUUUAUCAUGAAAAUAAGGUUGUUAAACUAAGACUUCGAAGAGGAAACAUAUUUUAUGAACUGAAUGCUGCAUUUAAAGAUGGACAGAUAACAGUUGAUGACAUGCUGCUGGAGAUUGAGAUGGUCCUUCCAAAUGGCAAUGCUGAAAAGGGAGAGGACAAUGGUGGGGUCUUACGUGAUGCCUUGAGUGAGUACUGGGAAACAUUUAUACUAAAAUGCACAACUGGGAAUGUGCUGAAAGUUCCAAUGACCAGGCAUGAUAUGAAAGACGAGUGGGAGAAUGUGGCCAAAGUGAUGGUGUUAGGCUACAACAUGGCAAAGUACUUUCCUGUGGCCUUGGCUAAGCCCUUUCUUUCUCACUGCCUUCACCAGGAAAUCAAGGAUGAUGAACUGCUUGCUGCAUUCCUGGAAACAAUUCCAAGUGAAGAUAAGGAGAUUGCAGAGCAGGCAAUAAGAGAUUUUAAAUCCAUUUUUGGAAAAGAGGAAUGGUUUGAAUUCCUUGAGGCACAUGACAUUAAAAGACAUGUCACGGAGGACAAUUUGAGGAGAACUCUGCUUGAAGUUGCACACAAAGAAAUGGUGCAAGACCCAGCCUAUGUAGCAGAGUGUUGGAGCAAUAUUCUGCAGGGACUCCAUCUUCCUCCAGGAGGACUAGAUGAAGUGAUGUCUAGUCUCACUCCCACAACCAGGAAGGUUGUAGCAAUGUUGCAACAUGAAGCUCUCAACAAACGAGAGUGUCAGAUUCUGGAUUUCCUUAAAAAAUUUAUCAGGACCUGUAGUGAUAUACGCCUGAGAAAAUUUCUCCGGUUUUGCACAGGUGCUGAUCUACUUGUAUCACAGUCCAUCCAUGUGCGCUUCACUGAGCCAAAGAGCACCUUUACCAGAAGCCCCCAGUCACACACAUGUGGUUGUGUGUUAGAAGUGCCAAACAACUACGGAUCAUACCUUGAGCUUGCUGAAGAUUUUACAAGUGUACUUGAUGCCAACAUGUGGGUAAUGGACAUUAUUUAGAGGUUUUAGGACUCCAAACAUAAUGUUGACAGGGACAUCCCAAUUUUUAGAUUAAUAAAUACUAUUGGACUAGUUUAAACAUUGGUAUGUUAGUGGUGUUUCACAGUAUUUGAUUUCUUAUCUAAGUGAAAUAAGGUUUACAAAUAGUGUUUUUCUUUACUGAAUAAUUACAUUUGGGGAAUUUCAUUUGCACAUCGAUAUCUAGAUAUAAUGUUUGAUACAAUGUUUGAUUUGAUGGAGGGUCUUUUAAAUUUAAAUUGAUAUAGGGCAAAAUAAAUUUGACCGAACUG
Clarias gariepinus (North African catfish) is the source of this 1427-nucleotide messenger RNA. RefSeq lists its product as uncharacterized. The transcript has 3 exons. Lineage: Eukaryota; Metazoa; Chordata; Actinopteri; Siluriformes; Clariidae. Gene Ontology annotation, molecular function: ubiquitin-protein transferase activity. The record is from RefSeq and is a predicted model, not a curated record. Bases 229 to 1137 code for a protein of 302 amino acids.